CUUUUCUUCAAUUAUAUCCUGAAGCUGAGCGGGGUUUUUUAUUGGGAUAGAUCUGGUGACCAGAGUCUAUUUUCUUUUCAUCUUGAUUUUUCUUCAUAAAUGAUCCACUAGUGUUUCAAGCUUUACACUUUUUCCUAUAUCCCCUUUCUUGUUCCUUUCUCGUCUCUCUCUCUCUCUUUUAUUGGAACCAUUUAUACUAUCUGGGUGUAUACUCCAUACUUUCCUCCCCCAAAGAGGGUACAUACAUUAUAUCCACCUACUUAUUUUAUUUAUUUUAUACUACUCCCCUUUUAUUCGUAUACUCCAUAUCUCAUUAAAGCCUAUCAAAAAGCUUGACUCGAGGACUUAGCCGGCGAAAGGAAAAGAUAUUCGAAGACUGAGGAUAAGAAAAGGAAAAAAAAAGUUGAAUAUGCGCUUCUCAGUAGCCCGCCUCCUGGCCACUGCCUUGAUUGGCACUGCCGGCGUUCAGGCAGUUUUCCCUCGGCCCGAAGCAUCUGAGAUCUCGUCAGCAGCAACGCCGUCAUCGACUGCUUCUUCUGCUUCAUCAUCUUCAUCAGUCUGCAACAACUCACCGGUGCUAUGUGACCGCCAUUACAACGACAUCACCUACAUGGGUGCCCAUGACAGCGCCUUUCUCAGAGACGCCAGCACCGGCAACUCUGUCGCCGGCAACCAGUUCAAGAACGCCACAUUCGCCCUCGAUGCUGGACUUCGCUUCCUCCAGGCCCAGGUUCACAAUGAGAACAACACACUUCGCCUGUGCCACACCUCGUGCAGUCUUUUGGAUGCCGGCCCUCUGGAGACGUGGCUCGCGGCCAUCAACGACUGGGUGGUUGGCCAUCCCUCGGAUGUCAUUACUCUUUUGCUGGUGAACUCUGAUGACGCAGACGUGUCCAAGUUUGCAGACGCUUUCGAGAAGUCGGGCAUUGACAAGUUUGGAUUCACUCCGACCUCCAAGACCGCGUGGCCUAGCCUGGCGCAAAUGAUUGCCAAUGACACCCGAGUCGUGUCUUUCAUCACCAACAUCGAUUCGUCUGCUGCCAGCCCACACCUCUUGCCCGAGUUCAACUACAUCUUCGAGACUCCCUUUACCGUCCUCGAGCUUGACGGCUUCAACUGCACCGUCGACCGACCCUCUAAUGCCGGCCCUGCUUCCAACGCAUUCUCAAAGGGACUCAUGGGCCUUGUCAACCACUUCAAAGACCAGGUAGUCACUGGAUCCAUCAUCAUCCCCGACACGACCAACAUCAACCUCGUUAACAGCGCCGCCACCAACGCCACCGGAAACCUGGGCCUGCACAUCCAGCAAUGCAACCAGGAAUGGAGCCACCGCCCCAGCUUCGUCCUUGUCGAUUUCUGGGACCAGGGAUCCACAGUCAAGGCCGCGGACAACAGCAACGGAAUCAGCGAUGCCACUGGCCGGACCAGUGUCGCCAGCAACUCGAGCGGCUCGUCUUCCGCAGACGGUGUGAGUUCGACGCGAGAGCUCGGAACGGGAGCUCUGAUUGCCUUCUUUGCGGCGACACUGUUGAUGAUUUAAAGAGGCUGCUUUUUUUUUUUUCCCGUUCUCGACUCGUAUUAGUUAAAUAUGAAAGAGAGAACGAAACUAGAAGCAUUCGAUUUUUUUUCUUCACAAAGCAUACAUAUUCUGGCAUUUUAGCGAGGCGUUUUUAAGGCAACCUAGACUGCGACAUAUGGGGUUUUAAGAAAAAAAAAAAAGAAAGGAAGGAAAAAGGAGGAAAUAAACUUCGCUUUCUGGGGGUUUUUAAGAUAUAGUAUUCAAUCAUUCACUACUAGAUUUUGCAUAGAUAUUGGUAAU
This is a messenger RNA of Trichoderma asperellum CBS 433.97, 1819 nucleotides long. RefSeq lists its product as uncharacterized. Gene Ontology annotation, molecular function: phosphoric diester hydrolase activity. Gene Ontology annotation, biological process: lipid metabolic process. Lineage: Eukaryota; Fungi; Ascomycota; Sordariomycetes; Hypocreales; Hypocreaceae. The record is from RefSeq and is a predicted model, not a curated record.